AUGUCAGGUUCCACAAUUAACGCACAGGAGAGCUUCGAUCUGAUUACAAAGAACUUGCAAGAAGUACUCAAUCCACAAAUUAUCAAAAAUGUGUUGGAAGUGGAAAAGAGACCUGUGAAGUUGUACUGGGGUACUGCCCCAACUGGUAGACCGCACUGUGGUUAUUUUGUUCCUAUGACGAAGUUGGCUGAUUUCUUGAAGGCUGGCUGUGAAGUCACAGUGCUGUUAGCAGAUUUGCAUGCUUUCUUAGACAACAUGAAGGCUCCUUUGGAAGUUGUUAAUUACAGGGCUAAGUACUACGAACUCACGAUUAAGGCUAUUUUGAGAAGUAUUAAUGUUCCUAUUGAGAAAUUAAAGUUUGUCGUUGGAUCUUCCUACCAGUUGUCCGCUGAGUACACAAUGGAUAUCUUCAGAAUGGCUAACAUGGUUUCGCAAAACGAUUGUAAAAGAGCAGGUGCUGAUGUGGUCAAACAGGUUGCUAACCCACUGCUGAGUGGGUUGAUUUACCCGCUGAUGCAGGCAUUGGAUGAACAUUACCUGGACUGUGAUGUGCAAUUUGGUGGUGUCGAUCAAAGAAAGAUCUUCGUGCUCGCUGAAGAAAACUUGCAAUCUCUAGGUUACAAGAAGAGAGCGCAUUUAAUGAACCCUAUGGUUCCAGGUUUAGGUCAAGGUGGUAAGAUGUCCGCCUCCGAUCCAAACUCCAAGAUUGAUCUGCUGGAAGAACCAAAGCAAGUAAAGAAGAAAAUCAACAGUGCAUUCUGUAGUCCGGGUGUGGUCGAGGAUAACGGUCUCUUGGCUUUCGUCCAACAUGUCAUUCAAAGAAUCCAGGAGCUAAAGUUCGGUGAAGGUCAUUUCGAAUUCUUCAUCAACAGACCAGACAAGUUCGGUGGUCCAAUCACUUAUAAUUCUUUCGAACAACUAAGAUCUGACUUCAAGGAGGAGAAGCUUUCCCCACCAGAUUUGAAGACUGGUGUCGCCGAUGCAAUCGUCGAGUUAUUGGAACCAAUUAGACAAGAGUACGCAAAUAGCCCAGAGUUCCAAGAGGCCCAGGAGAAAGGUUACCCAGUGGCCAAGCCAGAGAAAAGUAAGAAGGCUAAGAAGCCUAAGAACAAGGGAACAAGAUACCCAGGAUCUCAACCGGACGGCAGUGCUCCAGCAGGUGACGACAAGAGCGCCAUUCAAGAGGUUGCUGAAAAGGUCAAGGAAGCUGUUCUUGAGUGA
This is a messenger RNA of Torulaspora delbrueckii, 1221 nucleotides long. RefSeq names its product tyrosine--tRNA ligase TYS1 (gene TYS1). The coding region runs from base 1 to 1221 and encodes 406 amino acids. Gene Ontology annotation, biological process: tyrosyl-tRNA aminoacylation. The transcript has a single exon. Gene Ontology annotation, molecular function: ATP binding; tyrosine-tRNA ligase activity. NCBI's taxonomy places the organism in Eukaryota, Fungi, Ascomycota, Saccharomycetes, Saccharomycetales, Saccharomycetaceae. The record is from RefSeq and is a predicted model, not a curated record.